AUGGCAAUCCUCCUCGCCUACAACAUCACCGCCGAAUCGCCCCCCAAGCAGCCCCAGCCCCAGCCACAGCCACAGUCACAGUCACAGUCACAGUCACCGCGCACAAUGCCCUACCCGCUCACCCCCGCCCCCUCGCCCCCGCGGGCGCUCUCCCCCGCGCCAAUCCUCCUCCCACCCCCUCCACCACCCACCACCAUCAGCACAUCCCCCACCUCACCCUCACCCCUCCCGAUCCCGCGAGGCCGGCGAAUCUCGCACACGCCAAUCCCCCUCCCCCCUCCCACCCCCACCACUCCUACCACCACGACAGAAGGCUCAGACGACGACACCGACACCCUCGACCCCGAAACCCGCUUCAACACCGAGUUCAACACGCGGCGCUGCGCCGCGGCCGCAGUGCCGUUCGUCGCCAAGCCGACGACGACGGCGGCGGCGGCGGCGGCGGCGGCGGCGGCGGUGCACGCGAAGAAGAAGAAGGGGAAGAGGGUGGCGUUUAAGCGCGAGCUGGCGACGCUCAUUCCGCCGCCGUGUACGGACUUGGUGCUGUAUGGGCGGCGGCCGCGGGGGCGGUGUGAGCGCAGGAAGGGGUGGUGGGAGUGGGUUUUGGUGCUGGUGGUGGUGGUGAUGGUGGUGGUGGGGUUUGGGGGGUUGAAGGUGCAGUGGGCGCCGGCGGGGUCGUGGAGUCGGGGGGCGCUGGGGAUUGCGUCUUCGUAG
Messenger RNA from Morchella sextelata, 714 nucleotides. RefSeq lists its product as uncharacterized. Lineage: Eukaryota; Fungi; Ascomycota; Pezizomycetes; Pezizales; Morchellaceae. The coding region runs from base 1 to 714 and encodes 237 amino acids. The transcript has a single exon. The record is from RefSeq and is a predicted model, not a curated record.